This is a messenger RNA of Brenthis ino (lesser marbled fritillary), 450 nucleotides long. The record is from the annotation of a GenBank genome assembly. NCBI's taxonomy places the organism in Eukaryota, Metazoa, Arthropoda, Insecta, Lepidoptera, Nymphalidae.
AUGGAAAUAAACAAAAUUUUCCGUGACAUCCCCCCAUCAUUACAGCUAUACGCAAUACAGUCCGUGAAUAAAAGACACAAAAAGAUAUCACGGUCUAUACACAGGAAAUUACACGGUGUCGUGGAAUUAGGUCGAGUCUGUCGGAAACUGAAUGCGGUGAAUAGAGCGUUACAAGAAAUAUUGGGACUAGUGACCCGCCCCUGCUCCACUCAGCCGAUUCCGGCUACGGCGGCCAAUCUCAUUGAGACUAGCCAACUGCGCAGGAGAUAUUAUAGUGCUCAAGUGUACGCGCAGACACAACGUGCACUCUCUAUUCCUAUCACUCUCAUACUCCGGUGGGACGACCACUCGAUACGACCGGUGAGAGUUAAGGCGCAGGACCGACGGCUUUACGUGCUCUCCGAGGCACGGGGGUUAAACACCGCCAACUUCCCAACUCCGGGCUGUUAC